Messenger RNA from Neltuma alba, 1621 nucleotides. RefSeq names its product polygalacturonase-like. The record is from RefSeq and is a predicted model, not a curated record. Lineage: Eukaryota; Viridiplantae; Streptophyta; Magnoliopsida; Fabales; Fabaceae. Gene Ontology annotation, biological process: carbohydrate metabolic process. Gene Ontology annotation, molecular function: polygalacturonase activity.
AAACCUUUUUUCUCUGUCUAUAAAUACUCAUGACAUUCCCGUAAGCUCAAUAUACCGAGUAAUUAGCUAGCUAACCAUUAGGAUCAAUUAGUUUGCUUAUGCACAAAGGGAACAAGUCGAGUGAUGGCCAACCAAAAGCAAAUCUUCUGGUUUUUGGUCAUCAUAGUCUCUUUAGUUGCUUGUUAUUGCACUUUGCAAGAGGACCCACAAGAUGAUUAUCCUGAUGAUUCACCUAAUGCGAUUGAUGACGGUGGGACAUUCAAGAACUUGAUCAAGCAAAGCCCAGAUGAUUUGAGGUUGAAGAGAGUGGAUAAGUUGGUUGGCCCUUUUCUUUCGCUUAACACUUUAAAUGUCAAUGAUUACGGAGCUAAAGGGGAUGGUAUUACUGACGACACGCGGGCAUUCGAGAAGGCUUGGAAAGUUGCAUGCUCUUCUUCUGGUGAAGCAGUUUCUCUUGUGGUGCCUCAGCAGAAUUAUCUACUCAAGCCGAUAAGAUUCUUGGGGCCAUGCAAAUCUGACAUUACAGUGCAGAUUUCUGGAGUGCUCGAAGCGUCUGAUAAUCCUUCAGACUACAGCCAUGAUCCCACACACUGGCUUGAGUUUAAGAAUGUCCAAAGGCUAUCAGUUGAAGGUGAUGGAACCAUCAAUGGAAAUGGAAACAUAUGGUGGCAAAACUCAUGCAAAAGGAAGAAAAAGCUUCCCUGCAAGAAUGCCCCUACGGCUCUGACGUUCGAUAAGUGCGAGAAUUUGGUGGUUGAGAACUUGACGAUAAGAAAUGCACCGCAAAUUCACGUAUCGUUCCAGGAUUGCAUGCACGUUAGAGCUUCGGGUCUCACUGUGAAGGCACCACGGGAUAGUCCUAACACUGACGGAAUUCAUGUCACUAAUACACAAAACAUCCAAAUCUCAAACGCUGCUAUAGGAACUGGAGAUGAUUGUAUAUCAACAAGAGGAUCCCGGAAUGUACAAGCUGCAGAUAUAACCUGCGGACCAGGCCAUGGUAUCAGCAUCGGAAGCUUAGGGGCCAAACAAACCGAAGCUUUUGUUUCUGGCAUAACAGUAAAUGGAGCUAAGCUAUCUGGAACUACAAACGGAGUAAGAAUUAAGACAUGGCAGGGUGGGUCAGGAAGUGCCAGCGACAUCAAGUUUCAGAACAUAGAAAUGAAGAAUGUGAGCAACCCCAUAAUAAUAGACCAGAACUACUGUGACCAGAAGGAUCCAUGCAAACAAAAGCAGUCAGCGGUUCAGAUUAAGAAUGUGUUAUACCAGAACAUAAAAGGUUCGAGUGCUUCAGAAGUAAGCGUGAGGUUUGAUUGCAGCGAGAGCUUUCCAUGCCAGGGGAUUGUGAUGCAGAACGUAGACUUGACACUGGAAACAGGGCAAGCUUCCAAAGCUUCAUGCGACAAUGUUCAAGUGUCCUACGUUGGACACGUAACCCCUCGCUGCCCAUAGGAACACACAAACUCAUCCCAUGCCUCCAUCCCCAGUUACUCUGUGUGUGUGCGUGUGUGUAGAUAUGGCUAUUAGUGUCAUUGGCUUGACAGUCUUUCAUGUAGUGUUGCAUCACCAUUAUUCCUUACUUGUUUUAAUCAAUAAAACAUUACCAUCUUAUUCAUAAACA